CGGCUAUUGUUUUCGUUCAAUUAGAUUUAAAAAUAUUCCUUGCAUAUUAAACACCUUAUAAGAACAGGCGUGUAUAUUGAUACUUUUGUAUAACAAACAACUUGUACAAGAUGCGUGCUUUUACAUUCAAUCAAAUUUCGAAAAGGCUAUAUUCGCAAAAACCGGCCAUGCCACCUUGUAAUUUUACUCCUAAGGGGUACAAGGGUCCCUCUUAUGAUAGUUUGAUUCGUGUACGAAAGGAGAGAUUGUCACCCGCUUUAGUAACAUAUUACAGCAAGCCUUUCGCAGUACACCAAGGCCAUAUGCAAUGGCUUUUUGAUCUUGAAGGCAAGAGAUAUUUGGAUCUGUUCGGCGGUAUUUGUACUGUGUCGGUUGGGCAUUGUCAUCCCGAAAUCACUGAAGCGGUCGCGGAGCAAAUGAGUAUCUUAGGUCACGUCUCGAACGUUUACUUGCAUCCAAAGGUGCACAAGUAUGCGGAACAGUUGACAGACAAAUUUUCAGGAGAUUUAAAAGUGGUGUAUUUUGUUAACAGCGGCGCUGAAGCCAACGAAUUGGCAAUGCUAAUGGCAAGAACUUACACACAAAAUUUCGAGAUUAUUUCACUAAGAGGUGCUUACCAUGGAAUGACCAACCAAACAAUGAAUCUUACAGCAAGUUCGUUGUACCGUCAUCCCGUACCUUCAUCCCCAGGGUUUCACUAUACAAUGACUCCUGAUGUAUAUCGAGGCAUUUGGGGUGGAAAGCACUGUCGCGACAGUCCAAUUCAGACAAACAGGCACUGCACUUGCUCUUCAAACGAGUGCGAAGCUAGUACAAAGUAUUUAGAACAGCUGGAAGAAGUCUACCGUUACAGUAUUCCAAAAGGCAAGGCAGCCGCGUUCUUUGCCGAAUCAAUACAGGGCGUGGGCGGCAGCGUGCAGUAUCCCAGAGGAUAUCUGAAGGGUGCAUAUAAUAUGAUCAAAAAGUGUGGCGGAGUGUUUGUGGCUGACGAGGUACAAACGGGAUUUGGUAGAACCGGAGAGCACUACUGGGGCUUUGAAAUGCACGACAUCGUACCAGAUAUCGUGACAAUGGCGAAGGGUAUCGGUAAUGGUUUUCCUCUGGCGGCUGUUGUCACCACCCCCCAAAUUGCACAAUCGCUAACAAAGGCCCAGCAUUUCAAUACUUUCGGAGGAAAUCCGCUCGCGUCAGUCGCUGGUAUGAAGGUUCUCGAGAUUAUACAACGAGAUAAACUGCAAGAAAAUUCAAAAAGGGUCGGAACGCAUCUGUUAUUGGAGCUGGACAAAUUGCGACAAGAGUUUCCAGUAAUAGGCGAUGUAAGAGGUGUGGGGUUAAUGAUUGGGAUAGAAAUGGUAGCAGGUGACGGGAGCAAAACGCCCUUAGAACCCGCGAAAGUAAUGAAAUAUUGGGAGAGAUGCCUCGAGCUAGGCAUAGUGAUUGGACGAGGAGGGUAUUUUGGACACGUAUUUCGAAUUAAGCCGCCAAUGUGCAUUACAAAAGAGGAUGCCGAUUUCACAGUUGCAGUUGUGAAGACAGCUCUUAGAGAAAUGUUUUCAAAUAAAUAAAUUUGCAACAACU
This is a messenger RNA of Photinus pyralis (common eastern firefly), 1578 nucleotides long. RefSeq names its product alanine--glyoxylate aminotransferase 2, mitochondrial. Gene Ontology annotation, biological process: glyoxylate catabolic process. Gene Ontology annotation, cellular component: mitochondrion. The record is from RefSeq and is a predicted model, not a curated record. Gene Ontology annotation, molecular function: L-alanine:glyoxylate transaminase activity; pyridoxal phosphate binding. Bases 111 to 1565 code for a protein of 484 amino acids. NCBI's taxonomy places the organism in Eukaryota, Metazoa, Arthropoda, Insecta, Coleoptera, Lampyridae. The transcript is spliced from 9 exons.